UCAGCGGUGGCGACCAAACGGGUGCUGGAGUUGGCGGCGGCCAUGGAGAGCCUGGCUGGCUAUGUGUACAAGGCGGCCAGCGAGGGCAAAGUGCUGACUCUGGCCGCCUUGCUCCUCAACCGAUCUGAGAGCGACAUCCGCUAUCUGCUGGGCUACGUGAGCCAGCAGGGAGGGCAGCGCUCCACGCCGCUCAUCAUCGCCGCCCGCAACGGGCACGCCAAGGUGGUGCGCUUGCUGCUGGAACAUUACCGGGUGCAGACUCAGCAGACCGGCACCGUCCGCUUCGACGGGUAUGUCAUUGAUGGUGCCACUGCUCUCUGGUGUGCAGCAGGCGCAGGACAUUUUGAAGUGGUUAAGCUUCUGGUCAGCCAUGGAGCCAACGUGAACCAUACCACAGUGACUAACUCCACCCCCCUGCGGGCAGCAUGCUUCGAUGGCAGACUAGACAUCGUGAAAUACUUGGUUGAAAAUAAUGCCAACAUCAGCAUUGCCAACAAGUACGACAACACCUGCCUGAUGAUCGCAGCGUAUAAGGGACACACUGACGUGGUCAGGUACCUCUUGGAGCAGCGUGCUGAUCCCAAUGCUAAAGCGCACUGUGGCGCCACGGCUUUGCACUUUGCGGCUGAAGCUGGGCACAUAGACAUCGUGAAAGAGCUGAUAAAAUGGCGCGCUGCUAUUGUAGUGAAUGGCCAUGGGAUGACGCCAUUGAAAGUAGCUGCCGAAAGCUGUAAAGCCGAUGUCGUUGAGCUGUUACUCUCUCACGCUGAUUGUGACCGAAGAAGUCGGAUUGAAGCUCUAGAACUCUUGGGCGCCUCCUUUGCAAAUGACCGUGAGAACUAUGACAUCAUGAAGACGUACCACUAUUUAUAUUUAGCCAUGCUGGAGAGGUUUCAAGAUGGCGAUAACGUUCUUGAAAAAGAGGUUCUGCCCCCUAUUCAUGCUUACGGGAAUAGAACUGAAUGUAGAAAUCCUCAGGAACUGGAGUCCAUUCGGCAAGACAGAGAUGCUCUUCACAUGGAAGGCCUUAUUGUUCGCGAGCGGAUUUUAGGUGCUGACAAUAUCGAUGUUUCCCACCCCAUCAUUUAUAGGGGGGCUGUUUAUGCGGAUAACAUGGAAUUCGAACAGUGUAUCAAGCUGUGGCUUCACGCCCUGCACCUCAGGCAGAAAGGGAACAGGAACACCCACAAGGAUCUGCUUCGAUUUGCUCAAGUUUUCUCACAGAUGAUACAUUUGAAUGAGACCGUGAAGGCACCGGACAUAGAGUGCGUUUUGAGGUGCAGCGUUUUGGAAAUAGAACAGAGUAUGAACAGAGUGAAAAAUAUCCCAGAUGCUGACGUCCACAGUGCCAUGGAUAACUACGAAUGUAAUCUCUAUACCUUUCUGUAUUUAGUGUGCAUCUCCACCAAAACACAGUGCAGCGAAGAAGACCAGUGCAGAAUCAACAAGCAGAUCUACAACCUGAUUCACCUCGAUCCUAGAACGCGGGAAGGUUUCACCUUGCUGCAUCUCGCUGUCAACUCCAAUACCCCCGUGGAUGAUUUCCACACCAAUGACGUCUGCAGCUUCCCAAAUGCGCUGGUCACCAAGCUCCUGUUGGACUGCGGUGCUGAGGUGAAUGCCGUGGACAAUGAGGGCAACAGCGCCCUUCACAUCAUCGUCCAGUACAACAGGCCCAUCAGUGACUUUCUGACUUUGCACUCCAUCAUCAUCAGCCUGGUGGAAGCUGGCGCUCACACCGACAUGACAAAUAAACAGAAUAAGACUCCACUAGACAAAAGUACAACCGGGGUGUCGGAAAUACUACUUAAAACUCAGAUGAAGAUGAGUCUCAAGUGCCUGGCUGCCCGAGCAGUUCGGGCUAAUGACAUUAACUACCAAGACCAGAUCCCCAGAACUCUCGAAGAGUUCGUUGGAUUUCACUAAGUGACUGGUUAUGUAAAAUCGUUUAAUGUGGUGCUAAAAAGUAAAGGACUUUAAUCACAGACAAUAGAAUGAUGUGUUCAUAAAUUCUGCUUUCUUUUCCACUCCCCUUCCUCCCAGCCUGUCCUUCCUGGGUUCUGUAUUUGGUCUUCUUGCCUCAUGUGGUAAUUGAUUUCAAACACACUUUAAACAAAGUCACAUUGUUUAGGUGGAACUAUAAUUGAAGGUGUUUGGAUAUUGGUCACUUAACCAUUUGUCUUUUUUUAUUUUUAAGGAAUGAAUAUAAAAUAUUUUGUGUAUGUAACAAGGGACAUUUAUGAUUUCGACUUGAUAAUGUUUUAAACAGCUGCCUACAAAAGUGUGUCUGAAGCCUGUGUUGGCAUGUUAUCCACGCAGCAGUUGGGAGGAUUUUCCGAAGAGGAAGAACUGAGGAGUGCUGGAAGUCAUGGGCUGUGCGGGGGUUCUGCACGUGCUGGACUGCUGUGGGGUGCUCUCCCAUUUACGUGGGGUGGUAGCAACACAUCGUAACACCGGGAGGGUUAUAAACACAGCACAGGUUAAUCUGAAAUGUGUUCUUUUAACUCUAGUUGCAGAACUAUGACAUUAAAUCCAUUGGCAAUUUUUACGUUAAACUGAGUGGUAUGUACAAAUUCGUAAUACUUUUAAACCAACUUUUCAGAGAAUAUUGAUAGACUGCCUUUAGGCUUGCGUUCUUUGAAAUCUCUUGUUUCAAUGUGAUUUAAAUUGCAGCAGUCUACAUUUGAUUCAGCCCACAGAUAUGUAAAAAUUAUGAAUGCUGUGCUUUCUUACGAAACACAAAUUGUCAUGUGUAGUUACACAUUCUGUUUUUGUCUCUUCUCCCUUCCCUCCUGUGUGGUGUCUUUUAAAAUUUGGAAGCUACUUUUCCAGAGGGCAUUGUUUGUGCCUCCCCGGUAAGGUGUUUAUGGCCGAUGUAAAGGAACCAGAAUAUUUUGGAAUUUUUUCACGUUCUUUGCCUAUGACAGGAAUUAGAAAAAAACUAAUGUGGAAUAGGAAAUUGAUGAAGUAAUUCUCAAUGCCACUUUGAAAGGUAUUUCUGUCUGAGAGCUGCAGAUUUUUCAUCCACAAAAUGUCACUUAUUCCAACAGGCUGUACAGAGGUCUUUAUAGUUCUGUUUUGUUUUAAUGGCAACAUUUUAACUGUCAAACUAAAAGUGUUCUGUGAUUAUCUUUUAAGCAUCACAGAUAAUCAAGUAAAGGGGUACAGACCUAUUUGUAUCGACGUUAAAAAUGAUAAUGAAAGUAAAAUUAUCUGUAAUUUUCUCUCUCGUGCCAAAUGAAUGCCUUAGCUACUCAUAGUGCAUGGUACUGUAAGUGAAGACCUGCAGUUUUUUCUUUUUUUCCUAAUGAAAAGCAUUAUAUGACAUAGCAAACAUCAGAUAUAAACUUAAAAAAAAACCUAUAAGGUUCCAGUUGACAUGUUAUGUAUGGUUAUUGCUUUGUAAAAUAAAAGAAAGUAUAGUUGGAUCAGUGUAAAACAAUGACCAAGCCAAAACCAGCACCUAGGGCCUUAAAUCAAACAGAUCCACUCUGCAAAAUGAAAUACUCGGAAGGGUUGGAGGGGCAGAAAGGAAGUGGAACUUUAAAAAUUCACUCCCCCAAGGAUGCAGGGUACUUUUACAGCUGCUGUCGCUCUACUGUGUGUUGUCUUGCCUCAAUUAGGGAUAUUUCACUGGUAAUUGUAAUAGAUUUCUGUUUUUCCUAACCUGAGAUUUUACAAGGUUGGUUUUUAGGAUGGCUUAAAGGAAGGUGUAUGAAUAAGCCCUAAUUUGAAAAUGACCAGUUUUGAUCCUCCUCCUAUUCAUGAAAAUACUGUACCUUGCUCUUGGCAGCUCUCAGAGGCCUGAAAGAGAAAAUGCACUCCUCAAGGUGAGUGAAUCACGCCUCUUCCACAGCUCAGAUUAUGCUGUUUUUCAGCCUGCUGGACAAUAGGGUUCCUGGACAGUCCAAGGAGUAGUUACGAUACUUGGCAUUAGUUGGCUCCAUUAUUGUAUAUGAUUUUUAAAUACCAAAAUUUAAAGUAUCAGAUGAUGUUGCAUGUUUUCGAAAUAUGUUUCACCCCUUUGCUACCCAGGACCAGGACUGUUUAAGACCUUUCAUAUUUAUAAAAUGAGGAUAAUGAUUAUAUGUACGUAUUUGGACAUCGCAAUGUAUUCACAGUAUUUUUGAGAAGGGAAGAUUGAUUGCUGGAGAAAGCAAAGCUGUGCUGAUUGAAAUGCUGACCAAGUAGGAGAGGGAACGUGACCACAGCGGGGUAAAGUGUGCGCCGUGCUGAUGGUAACGAGAGUUUUAAGCUGUAGUACAGUAGUAUGUUGUGUACUGUCUUGCGGGGGUCUAACACUGUCCUGUAAGCUCAAUCCAAAUAUGUAUUGUGAAACACCUGUAUAAACCAUUCUUGAAACAAGUGAUCGACAUGCCUGUGUUUUCCAUUUGUUUUUGGUGGAAUUAUUUAAAAAUACAUUUAACCAAACCCUUCCCAAACUUAAUUUUCCUUAAAAAAGAAACAUAAAUAGGUAAGAAAGGUGAUCAUUCUGUAUGUAUCUCCGCUGUCUGAGAACUCCACACUGCCUCCAUUUAACAAUCACUUUGUCACUUGAUGUUUCUUAUGGUAGGAUGAUGCUUUGAAUUGUAACUUCCUUGACAGCAUACCAGAUUAUAAACCUCUGUCCUGCUCCAUAAUUGUCAUGUAAAUCUGGAUGAGCCAGGAGCCCAGGUGGGUGCUUUCAUUUGCAAAUCACAUGAACCUUCCCUGGGUUUUAUGCUUUUAAUAGAGUUGGUGAAAUGGAACUCUUGGGUUUGGGUAACUGUUUAACUCAAGGAAUGGACAGCAGACCCAGCCCCUCAGUUGUUGACGAAGGGGGAGCAUUUGUAUAUGAGAACUGACUGACAUAGGCCACAGCCCAGCUACCAUAAAGUUCUUUGCUGUGGAAACUUUAAGUAAACAGACACCAAAAAGUAAAUCAUCUGCAAACUUUGGUCUUGCUUGUUUCUGAGAAGGGUUUUAAUUAUACCGAGUGUCGGUUAAUAAUUGGUAACUAAAUUCUUACAGAAUUUGGGUAUGGUAGUAUUGUUUGGAGUUAAAAACCCCCCUAAAUACCAACUCUGUUUGACUAGUGUUUUUGAAAAUUUAAGUCUCAAGGGAGCAACACCCUCUCCUGCAGUUGAGGCAGCUACCUGACUAGCAAGACCAUCUGGGAUUACUCAAGCAGAAGCAUUUCUUACUUUGGGGUGGGAUUGGGAGAGGAGUGAAUUGCCGGACCUUGGAUUAUAGUUGGCCGCUUGAGAAGCAACUAGUGAUGAAACUAGAGUAGGCGGAUUACAUCUAAAGGAUUUGUUCUUAUGGCAGAUUUUCUGUAAAAAUUUUCAAUAUUCUUUUUCAGGCUAGCCAGGUGUGUCAGUUCACAGGUGACCUGUCUUUCUCACUGGCUACACUGUAAUGUUAAAAGGGGUUAAAGAAAACAAAACUCUAAUAAAAGUUUGUCAUCCAGAAGAUUUUAAGCCACGUGUUCGUUCCUACUCUGAAAUCGCACAGCCUUGUUCUGGAUGUUGACUCUCAAAAGUAGAAAGCUCCUAGUUACAUGUCACACUGGGCUUCCUUGCAGAUUUCUGGCAGACUUGCCCAAAUCUUGAGAUGGGCUGGGCUAUCCAUCCCCUCCCUCAAAUGUAAGAGCUGAAAUAAGUACUACACUAAUAGCGGUGAUGUAUUAGUUUUAGAACUGUGAAGUAAAUGUCUCGAGUCCGAGGUUUGUGGUGUGUACUUGAGUGUCCAUGUGUAGGGAGGGACAGCGACCUGAUGGUUAUGGAGUGUGUCUCGAGGUGUGCUGGGGGAGUGUGGCUAAACUGUCAGCAGCUUUUCAUUUAGGGGUGAGUCACGCGAUGCACAGCCUGAUCCGGAGACGUGGAGGAGCAAGGGACCAGCUUGCCACAUGAUGCGGUGAGCAGGGUUUUGUGUCUGGCUUGUGUUGGGUCCUGUGGAGUCAGUGCAUGGCCUUUUUGCUGUCACUUAGUAAUUGGUAGAAGAGAAGAUAAGGGAGAAAACUUGAGCUUUACCAACCAGUCGCUUCAGAGGUACGUAGCUGGGGAGUAAAAUCGGAUUGGCCCAGCCUGCUGAAAGAUCCUGUCCUUUCUAACCUCCACCCUGUCCUGCAGUCCAGGUAAAGGAGCGGCACCGUCGUGUCUGUAGCUCACUGUGACAUAACGAGCCAGUGAUGUCAUUCUGUUGUGCACUUUUGUCAGACGUUGGUGUGACUUUAAUAAAAGUACACUUGCUGACCGCACCAGAGGGCUCUUUGUGAUUGACACAUGGCAUGCCACUUUCUGUUUGCGUUUGACGCGUGGAAUCCUUUUAAAUUUCACGGUAAUUGACAGUCCUAAUAGCUCAGCUAAUUUGAAACUAACAAUCUUGCUGUACAAAAGGAACAAAUGGUGUUUGUGUUUAGUAAAUGUUUGAAAAAAUGA
Messenger RNA from Tupaia belangeri chinensis (Chinese tree shrew), 6419 nucleotides. RefSeq names its product fem-1 homolog B (gene FEM1B). The coding region runs from base 43 to 1926 and encodes 627 amino acids. Gene Ontology annotation, molecular function: protein binding. The transcript is spliced from 2 exons. The record is from RefSeq and is a predicted model, not a curated record. Gene Ontology annotation, cellular component: nucleus. NCBI's taxonomy places the organism in Eukaryota, Metazoa, Chordata, Mammalia, Scandentia, Tupaiidae.